Molecule: messenger RNA, 465 nt
Organism: Quercus lobata
Lineage: Eukaryota; Viridiplantae; Streptophyta; Magnoliopsida; Fagales; Fagaceae
Exons: 2
Coding region: 1-465 (154 amino acids)
Source: RefSeq, a predicted model, not a curated record
AUGUAUAAUGAGAUAGAAGGAAAUUACGGCGACGUCGCCAUUAGUACGUUCAAAAGGGGCUUGCCGACAGAACAUGGCUUAAGAAAGUCCCUCACUGGGAAGCCGGUCACCAGCAUGCGCCAACUCAUGGACAAAAUUGACAAGUACAAAAGGGUCGAGGAGAACCAGCAGAUGGGGAAGGGUAAAGCGAAGGUUGUCCCUCAGGAGAGGAGGGACUUCAGGUCGGACCGCUUUAAUAACAGUAACAGACAGAAAAGAGACUACGCGGAACAAUCCGGACCUACUGGGAUUCAGUGGCCGAACAGGAUGGCAGGUGACCCCACAAAACGUAAUCAGAAUCUGUACUGCACGUACCACCAGGAGCCAGGUCACACCACUGAUGAUUGUAGGAAUCUGAAAAACCAUUUGGAUCGGCUUGUUCGAGAAAGGAAGUUGAGGCAUCUGUUGCACCGCCCUGAAGGAUGA